This is a messenger RNA of Saprolegnia diclina VS20, 1216 nucleotides long. RefSeq lists its product as hypothetical. The record is from RefSeq and is a predicted model, not a curated record. Lineage: Eukaryota; Oomycota; Saprolegniomycetes; Saprolegniales; Saprolegniaceae. The transcript has a single exon. The coding region runs from base 51 to 1214 and encodes 387 amino acids.
CGUCGUGCCUCCUCACGCUCCGGCAGGCCCUCGCCUUUGUGCAAGCCUACAUGCCAGCGUCCCAGGCACUCCCGCUUGCGUCCACGCACGCGCUCGUCCAAGCGCUCAACAUUGAGUUUAUGCUGUACGCCAAGGUCAACGGAUCGCUGCAGCUGCUCCACACCAACGUUCUGGACCCCGCUGACCCCGGGUUUCACUUUUACGGCUGGACGUACCUCUACGACUGGGUGCUCGGUCGGCGCGAAGUCAUUUCUUUCCAAGGCGAUGUAGGUCGUCUCAAUCUCUUGAGCGACUACCAACUCCCACUCGCACAGCAGGUCCAGGCGUCGAAUCUCGCAGCGAACCUCGUCUUGUACUUUCGGGCUGGCGUCCAAUACGUCACGUGCAUGAUGCUUCUCGUCUCGGCCGUCGCCGUUGGCUACAUGCUCCGAGCUCCCACGUGCUUUCAAGGCGGCAACCUCUUCAAGCUCAACCGCGUCGGUGGUCUUGUCUGGGUCGGCCGACCGCUGCUCUUUCUCCGGAGUGCGACGGCCAUCUGCCUUCUCUGCACGAGUGGCGUCGACCUGCGCUUCUCGGGCUACCUCAGCUUCUUUCAAGUCGAGCCCGCGCCGUGGUACAAGGUGCUUCUCGCGGCGUGGGAGGUCUCGUGGUUCGUCGCGGUCGUCGACGACAUUUUGCUCGUCGCGACGCAAGAGUACGCAGCGUACUUUGUGUUUCCGAAUCUGCUACUGGUGUGCGUCGUGGUCGCGAUCCUCUCGGGCGCGUCGCCCGUCGCGGUUGCACUGCACGUCGCUCCACAGUGCGUCCACGCGGCAAUGGACUUUACCGUCGUCUGCGAGAGCGCCGACAUUGCGAUAGGCGACAUGAACCGCUUUGGAACACUCCUCCUCCUCAUGGGGACGUGCCACAUUGUGAGCUACUCGAUCGCCAAGCGGGUGGUGGGCCCAAAACCGUCAAGCCCCGUGCACUCGCUCUUGCUCUCGCUCGGCGCGCGGUACCAUUUCAACCACACAGGUCGCAUCGUCCACGGCGUCUACUAUCUGGACCGGGCGUCUGCGGCACUCAACGGCAUUCUCACGUUCAAGCUCGAGUCGACCAUGUACGCGUUUGACAUCAAGCUCUGGCGCUUCUUUGCCGCGCCGAUACGCAGCGCCGUCGACGUUCCAGGGCUCGACCAGGCCACGUUGAAUGCGUCGUUUUCGCUGGUUGAGUAGAG